Messenger RNA from Lactuca sativa (garden lettuce), 818 nucleotides. Its product is annotated as pollen Ole e I family allergen protein. Lineage: Eukaryota; Viridiplantae; Streptophyta; Magnoliopsida; Asterales; Asteraceae. The record is from RefSeq and is a predicted model, not a curated record.
ACAGAAAAAAAUAGUACUGAGAGAAGAGAUAUAGAGAGGAUCUAUUUUUGAAGAUAGAGACAAGCGUUUCAAGAAAGGCAAUUCGAAAAACAAAAGAAUAAGCACAAGUCACGAGGGUAGAAGGAUGAGACCACAUUACAUUCUUUGCCCAAACAAGUCGCCAAUGUCAGAUCCCAAAUCUCACUUACUCUGCAAAUCAAGUUAAUCUUUUGUUAGCUUCAUCAAAACACGAAAACGAAACACUUUUUCAAAGAAGAUGAAGAAACAUCCUUCAAUACCCACUUCACUUCUUCUUCCUGCUGUUGUUCUUAUGUUGUUUCUUGCUCCAAUCGUAACUGAAUCGGUUGCUCGGCCAGGCUUCGUCUACACCAGAACUAGAGGAAGAUGCACUCCACAGUACUGGAGCAGCCGGCGAGAGGCGUGGCCGAGGAUGAUACCACAGGGAUCGUCAGUUUCAAAGGUUUUCGGAUCUAGAGCUUACGAGCGCUACCGAUACGAUCUGACGCUGUUGGAGGCGACGUCGAGGAAUGACGACGGAGAAAACGUGUAUGCUAGGCUUGUGAAGGAAUCGACGGCGGCGUUGAUCAACUCCUACUCCAGGAAAGGGUACCCGUAUAGUGCUUGGGAGGUGAAAACCGCCGUGAUUCAGGGUAUAGUCUCCGACCAGGCCGCGGCGGUUCAAGCCCAACGGUUCUACGACGCCAACCGAGCUUGUAAUUAGUUCAUUUUGAAUUCUACUUUUUUAUUUUGUUUUUUUUUAUUUGUUUUUCUUUAACUAUAACUAUCUCGUAAAUUGCAAUUGUGGCCUCUUUCUCCUA